Molecule: messenger RNA, 1188 nt
Organism: Puccinia triticina
Lineage: Eukaryota; Fungi; Basidiomycota; Pucciniomycetes; Pucciniales; Pucciniaceae
Exons: 4
Coding region: 1-1188 (395 amino acids)
Biological process (GO): regulation of transcription by RNA polymerase II; positive regulation of DNA-templated transcription, elongation
Cellular component (GO): cyclin/CDK positive transcription elongation factor complex; nucleus
Molecular function (GO): cyclin-dependent protein serine/threonine kinase activator activity
Source: RefSeq, a predicted model, not a curated record
AUGGACCAGAGCGGGCAGCGGCCACCAGCUGCACAGAUGAACGGGCUCGCCGGCCAUACGCACUCGCUGAGCAUCAUCAAGCGAUAUCGGGCCUAUUUCAGCCUGGCCGAGGUCGACGAGAUGCUCCGCAAGCAAUCCGCCAAGCUGGUGCCCGCCAGGGUCGAAGCUAUCCGCCAGCAGGCCUGCGUGUUCAUCGAUAAGAUCGGCAGUCGUCUCGGUUUUCCCAGACGGACGAUCGGAUCGGCUCUACUGCUCUACCAUAGAUUCCAUCUAUUCUUUCCAUUUUCAGAAUUCAACCUGCACGACGUAUCGAUAGCAUCAGUAUGGCUUGCGUCAAAGCUGGAAGACACCUUGAAGAAACUGAGGGAGAUUCAAUUGGCCGCCUGGUUGGUUCGGAACAUCCAAGAGGGCGGGAACGGAUUGGGGGAGCCAGAGCCGAGUAUCAUCGAGGCUGAAAGGCACCGAUUGUCCGGGAUCGAGAGGCUGUUGCUCGAAUCAGUUUGCUUCGACUUCGGAUCUGGUAAACCAGCUGGUGGGCGAGACGUGUUCGGCUAUCUGAUCGGAAUCGGCCGCAGGCUUGAGUUAUCCAGACAUCAUAUUCAACUCAGCUUUCGAUUGGCAAUCGACUCUCACCGCACCCUCGUCGGCCUCACCUACCCCCCUCAUCUGAUCUCCCUCUCGUGUCUCUAUCUCGCCUCCUUCGUCCAACUUAACCCUCAAGAAGAAGAUCAGACCAAAUUCGAACCCAACUGGAACGUGCCCUAUGAGGCAGAUAUUGAGGACAUUGAAGAAGUCUGUCAUCAGAUUUUAGAUCUUCUGAUCUCACUUUCCUCGGCGCUCAAAUCAAACCAAUCGCCCUCUUCGCCCUCGGAGGCGAAAGGGAUGAAAUCCAGUGCGCUUGGGAUCCCAAGCUCGACUGCCAGUCCGAUUCCAGGGGCGAGCGACCUCACCGGACUGAAGAUCAAGCUCCGAGAGAUUGAGAACCAACGGCGCGAAUCCUCCGGCUGUGAACCUGCCCCGAGAAUGGUCGCCGGAGGUGCAAUGAUGGCCCAGGAGAUUGAAGAGCUCCACUCCGAUAGUAAAGAAUGGCUCGGCAGGGAUGAUGUGACCGUCAGAUUUAUCUUUGGCGCAGACGGCUCCGAGAAUCUCAUCGACCCCUCUUGCCCACCUUCUCGCCCGUCUAAUUAA